Molecule: messenger RNA, 825 nt
Organism: Closterium sp. NIES-65
Lineage: Eukaryota; Viridiplantae; Streptophyta; Zygnematophyceae; Desmidiales; Closteriaceae
Source: the annotation of a GenBank genome assembly
AUGCACCUCCCGAUAGCAGUGGGGGAAGGGGAGGGUGUGGGGGAGAGAGGGAGAGUGAGAGAGGGGAGUGAGGAGAGUAGUGGGAGUGAGGGUGGUGAGGAGGAGAUUGUAGAUGUUUGUCACUCUGUGAGGGAGUGGGGAGAAGAAGGGCGAUUUGAACAGGGGCAACUCGAAGAGGGGCGGCUGGAAGGGAAAACCGACGGGAACAUAGGGGGGAAGGGGAAGGAAGUGGGGGGAAGAGAGAGGGAGCAGGGGGGAGAGAGUCACUUCGAAGCUACUGUCGCUGGUAAAGGGGCGAUGAUUCGGGUGCAAAGGGGGCUUGCCUCUCACAACUUCGAUGCAGCCUUCUUCCCCUCGCUCCUCAUCGUCUCAGCCAUCGCAUCAACUCUCCUUGCCGUGGCCUUUGCGGUGGCGCCUCUCUUUGAGUUCACUGAUUUCAGCACUCCCGUGGUGCUCGGGGUGGUGACCGCCAUUCACCUCGACUUCGCACUGCUCCUCCUCACCAUAGUGCUCCUAUCGGUGUCAGUGCAGACUCCAUCGCCCCUCCUCGCCUCUCUCUCCAUGACGCUCCGACUCCUACGUCGCUACUCCCACGCCUAUCUCGCCCUCAACUUCGGCCUCCUGGGUGUCCUCUCCUCCCUCGCUGCAGCAUGCUUCCUGCUUACAGGGAUCAUCCAAAAUGUUAUGCUUCAUAACCUGCUGCAUGCGGCGCUCAUUCUAGCAUGCCUCUUCUCUGCAGUGGUGCUGCAUGCUGUGGCAUCCACUCUCUUUGUCUCCCUCGCGCUCCAUCAAAUGGGCUCCAUUCGCCUCCCGAGAGCCUUCUAG